AUGUAUUUCUCCAGCUCGCCAUUGGGCGUAGCUCUUGCUUCGACGUUCCUCGCUGCCGUCACACAGGCCCAGACGUACCAGCGCUUUGGCACCUGUCCCACGCUGGGAUGCGUGAUUCCUCCGGAUCAGCAGGACUUCCUCGCGGGCCAGUACUUCGACAUUCGGGUUGAGGUGCACGCGCCUGUCAAUGGGUCAGAAGCUACCAAUGGCGUGCCGGACGAGGACUUCACCUUGACGAUCGGGAAGGCUGGCGCCAGGGCGGCGACCGUGAGCGAGUACUUCGAGAGCGAAGAGCCGGAGCUGGAGACGUGGGAUUUCAGCUAUUAUGAAGAUCUCUUCGCGGAGGACGCAGAUACUCCUUCGGUGGUGAAUGUUGCGUCGAAGGCCUGGAGACGGGUGGCUCUGUACGAGCCGGGCGAUUAUAUUGCGACUUUGACUUAUAAUGGGACGCAAACUGUUGCUCAUUGGCAUGUCCGGGAUAUCGAACAUGUUCGCAAGACGAAGAAUGUGCUCCUGUUCAUUGGAGAUGGUAUGACUGCCAAUAUGAUCACGGCUGCGAGGUUGAUCGGGCACAAGUCUAUCAACGGAAGAUACCAGAGCACCAUGGCCAUGGACAAGUUUCCAGUCUUGGGCCACCAGAUGACCCAUUCGAUCGAUACUUUCAUCACCGACUCGGCCAACUCUGCCACUGCUCUCUACUCUGGCCACAAAUCGACCGUGAACGCCUUGGGAGUGUACGCAGAUACGUCUCCAGACCCAUUCGACGACCCAAAGGUUGAGUCGAUUGCAGAGAUCUUCCACCGAAUGUACGGCGGUCACGUCGGUAUCGUGUCGACAGCCUUCAUUGCCGACGCGACGCCAGCUGCUUUCACUGCUCAUACCCGCGAUCGAGGCGAAUACGGCGCCGUUAUCGAUUCUUUCAUACACGGUCUUGUGAACUAUACUUGGACGAAUUGGACCGGGCCUGAUGUUCUGUUCGGUGGAGGAGCAGAGAACUUCUGCAGCCCAGAUUUGGGUGGCGAGACCUAUAACGAUCUGGAUUACUACCAGGUUUUCGCCGAUGCUGGCUACAACGUUGUCUAUAAUGCCACUGCGCUGGAUGCUACUUCCUCGAAUGAGCGAACUCUCGGCAUCUUCAGCCAAGGCAACAUGGCCAAGUGGCUCGACCGCAACGUCUACACCGACAACCUCUCCGGCAACGAAGACGCCCCCAACUGCGAAGGCGGCGACGCUGCAGACCAACCCGGCCUCAAGGAAAUGACCCUCAAAGCCAUCGACAUCCUCAACAACCGCGCCUCGGACGAGGGCUGGUUCAUCAUGAGCGAAGCCGCGUCCGUCGACAAAAUGAUGCACGUCCUGGAUUACGACCGCGCGCUCGGCGAGCUCCUCGAACUCGACGACACGAUCAAGCACAGCAUCGCGCACCUCGAAGAACUCGGCGCCUUGAAGGAAACUCUCAUCGUCGUCACGGCCGACCAUGGCCACGGUUUCGACGUCUUCGGCUCGGUCGACACGCACUAUCUGAAGGAGCAGGACAACGAUCGCGACAAGCGUCACGCGGUCGGGCAGUACGAGAAGUCCGGGCUGUCGCAGUAUAUCAACACGGGCGAGCUGCGAUAUAGCGAUAGCAACUUCCCGUCCAACUGGGAUCCGCGAUAUACCCUCGCGCAGGGCUUCGGCGCAACGCCAGAUCACGUGGAAGACUACCAGGUCAACAAGGACGGCCCCCGCGUCCCCGCGACCAACAUCACCGGCUUCGACGAAGACGACUACUUCGCGAACCCCGAGGACUCGCCCAACGGCGGCGGAAUCACCUACAACGGCACCCUCCCCGUCGACGCCGACCAGGGCGUGCACUCCCUCACGGACGUCACCGUCUUCGCCAUGGGGCCCUGCCAGGAGAUCUUCGGGGGCGUGUAUAACAGCAUCGAUAUCUUCUUUAAGAUGGCUGAGUGUCUCGGGUUGAGCGACGUGCCCGGUAGCGAGGGCGGACAUGGAUAUGGUCAUGGGCAUGGAUGGGGCGGGCAGGGGAAUGGUGGGAAUUGGGGGAAUGUUGGCGGGAAAGAUGGGUAUGAGCAUUUUGGGGAGGGCAAGCCGAGGUAUGGUGGGAAGGGAGGGUGGAAUCAGGGGGGGAGGAAGAGGGAGUUUAAGAAGAGGAAUGGGUAUCAUUAG
Zasmidium cellare ATCC 36951 is the source of this 2172-nucleotide messenger RNA. RefSeq lists its product as uncharacterized. The transcript has 3 exons. The coding region runs from base 1 to 2172 and encodes 723 amino acids. The record is from RefSeq and is a predicted model, not a curated record. Gene Ontology annotation, biological process: dephosphorylation. Lineage: Eukaryota; Fungi; Ascomycota; Dothideomycetes; Mycosphaerellales; Mycosphaerellaceae. Gene Ontology annotation, molecular function: alkaline phosphatase activity.